CCAGUGUGCCUGAGAGGCACAGAGUCGGUGCCAGGGAGGUGGCCAACUUGGUCACUCUCCCCGGUGCGCAAGGGGUUCCCUGGGGCCCACUUGGUGAGCAGACCCUGCUACCAACUGGGGAGUCUCAGCUCAGCCCCGGGGGCAAAAAGGCGCAGAGACAUAAUGCUCUCCCGCCCUUCCUUUCCCAGGGCCAAUCUCAGAGGCCCAGUUCAGUCCCUACAGUUUAGGUUGGUGGCUGUUUAUCCAGCAGUCACCAUGGAUCACCGAAGCCGACCAAGAGGCAUAGGCCUGAGGGGGUCCCAAACCCCUCGGCUCCCACUCCUCUUCCAUGUGGAACAAGAGGCCAGGGAAGGAGAAGAAUGGGAGCGACAGCCACCUCAUCAGAGGCCACCUCGUCAGAGGCCUCCUCCUACCUAUACGCCUCCUGAAAGCGAAGAGCUGCAGGAAAAUGUUAUGGUUUCCAAGCCAGCACCUUAUUGGGAAGGAACAGCUGUGAUAAAUGGAGAAUUCAAGGAGCUGAAAUUAACUGAUUAUCAUGGGAAAUACUUGGUUUUUUUCUUUUACCCACUUGAUUUCACAUUUGUGUGUCCAACUGAAAUUAUCGCUUUUGGUGACAGAAUUGAAGAAUUCAGAUCCAUAAAUACUGAAGUGGUAGCAUGUUCUGUUGAUUCACAAUUCACUCAUUUGGCCUGGAUUAAUACUCCUCGGAGACAAGGAGGCCUGGGGUCGAUAAGGAUUCCACUUCUUUCAGACCUGAACCAUCAGAUCUCAAAGGACUAUGGUGUCUACCUAGAGGACGCAGGCCACACUCUGAGAGGCCUCUUUAUUAUUGAUGACAAAGGAAUCCUGAGACAGAUUACUCUGAAUGACCUUCCUGUGGGCAGAUCGGUGGACGAGACCCUACGUUUGGUUCAGGCAUUCCAAUACACCGACAAACACGGAGAAGUCUGCCCUGCUGGCUGGAAACCUGGUAGUGAAACAAUCAAACCUGAAGAUGCCAUGAAAGCCUGGUGGCCAAGAGAAGAGCUAUAAUUCCAGAUCCAGCUGGCAAACUGAAGUAUUUCGACAAACAAAAUUGAAAAAUACUUCAAGUUACAAGGCUUCAAGGUUCUCAAUAAAGG
Heterocephalus glaber (naked mole-rat) is the source of this 1121-nucleotide messenger RNA. It is a transcript of the gene Prdx4, whose product is annotated as peroxiredoxin 4. Gene Ontology annotation, cellular component: endoplasmic reticulum; cytosol. Gene Ontology annotation, biological process: cellular response to stress; response to oxidative stress; hydrogen peroxide catabolic process. Lineage: Eukaryota; Metazoa; Chordata; Mammalia; Rodentia; Bathyergidae. The record is from RefSeq and is a predicted model, not a curated record. Gene Ontology annotation, molecular function: thioredoxin peroxidase activity.